CAAGUCAAAUGAAACGUUGAGGCGCAUUUUAGUCGGCAAAAUGUGAAUUCAUAUAGGAAAUUCACUUUCAGCUUUUCAUACGUCGGGCACACGAGAUGUCUGUAGUUUUGUAAGAAGCGUCUUCAUACCUGCCAGGAUGGAUCUUGGUAAGGUAAAGCUGCUGAGGACAGGCAUCAACAAUCUACACCAAGCCAUCCACCCUGUGCAUGGUUUAGCAUGGACAGACGGUAAGCAGGUCUGCCUGACAGCGCUCUGCUUCAACAAUGGUGAGGUGAAUUUCGGGGACACCAAUGUUAUCGGACAGUUUGAACAUGUCUUCGGGCUUUUCUGGGGCCCUCUUUGCUGCUGUGACUCCCCCGCCUUGCUGGCCGUUCAGCACAAGAAACAUGUUACUGUGUGGCAACUGCAGCUCAGCGCCCUUGAACAGAGCAAGCUGCUGUGCACUCAGACCUGUGAGAUGAGUGAGCCUUUCCCUUUGCUCCCCCAAGGCUGCAUGUGGCAUCCUAAGCUGGACAUUCUGGCUGUACUGACCAAGAAGGACACCUCUGUGCUGUUUUCUGUCAGAGUGGACAACAGGAGAGUCAAAGCAGAUAUCAAAGGUAGUGGGCUCAUCCACUGUGCAUGCUGGACUAAGGAUGGCACACGCCUGGUGGUGGCUAUAGGCAGUGCUCUUCACUCUUACAUCUGGAAUGACAUCCAGAAGAAUCUGGUGCCCUGCUCCUUCUGCCCCAUCUUUGAUGUGGGAGGCUAUAUCUGUGCCAUCAACACUACAGGAGAGUCUCAAGUAGCUGUGGCCACAGAACUACCUCUAGAUAAAAUCUGUGGGUUAAAUGCAGGCCUAACCUUUGACAUGCCAACAGAGACAGAGCCCCUGCAAGGCCAAAAGUCACAUGUGGUCACAUCAGAUGACGACAGCCUUCUAGACUCAAGAAGAAGAUCAUUUGAAUCUGAGAAGUCCUGCGUACCCAGUUCAGGCCCUCUAGAUCUCACCCACCUCCUGGCAAGGCACCGCCGCUCUGACCCCAGCCCACUUAUUCACCUUCAUCGCCGAGACACUUUGACAGGCUCUGGACAGGACUCCUCACACCUAAUCUUGGUCACCUAUGAGCGUAAAGUCACUACCACCCGCAAAGUUAGCAUCCCUGGGAUUUUGGUUCCUGACAUUGUUGCGUUUGAUUCACGUGGCUCCACGGUUGCAGUGGCUUCCAACACAUGCAACAUGGUGCUUGUAUAUUGCAUCACAGCCUCCACAAUGCCGAACAUUCAGCAGAUCUCUCUACAGACAAAUGAGAGGCCUAAAGGAGUCUGUUUCCUCAGUGACAAGAUGCUGCUGCUGAUGGUGGGAAAGCAGAAGUCCAGCGAUCCGGCCUUCCUCCCAUCUUCUAACACAGAUAAAUAUAUUCUUCAUCUAAUAACCAAAGAGUUGGUGUACAAUGGAGAGGCUCCUCUUACACCACUUGCCUCUGCUCACAGUCAUGAGGUUACUUCUAAUUUCUACACAGGGAUUAGAAGGUACUCAGAGCACUUGUCUAAGGAUGACAGGGAGCGCCCAGGGAUAAAGGACUUGGUGUUGCCUGGAGGGGGAGUAGUAUUUUCACCAGGCAACAGGCGAAGGCUGGUAGAGGAGGUGAGGAUAGGCGAACCCAGCCCUGUUGCCAGCUCUGUGGACUUCUCCGACCGAGUAUCAGACAGAGCCUUCUCCAGUUCCUCCUCUGUCACAGUGGAGAAUUUCGACAUGGACCACAUCAGCCGCAUGGCCUGCCUGGCUGUGGCUGGCCAAGCUAGCAGAGACUCCAGCCGAGCGAACUCUCCUCACGUAGAACUGCUGGACAAGCUUCACACCGAGCCGAUGCCACCCAUGCCUGAAAAAUCAUCAGGCCCUGCCAGGGAGCGCAUGCUGGAGCAGCUUGUCCGUAACAUGGAGAGGCUUUUUACACGCUUUGCAGAUGUACAGCAGUGCCUGACAGAAAUCAGAGAUUAUACCCAGAAUGGCAAGAAGGCCCUGAGCAUCUACCCCAGUGCCCGUGAGCCCCCCUAUGUCAGUGUCACAUAUCAGAAGCAGUUAUCAGAGAACGUGUUCAUUAAUGAGCGGAGGCCAGUGCUGCUGUGUGAUGGGAAGCUGUGUCUCCGUGUCCUCCAAGACCUCUUUGGCCUCACUAUUGUGGAGAUGAUGUCCACUGUGGAUCGUACUUGUGGCAGAUGCAGAUGGCUUUGUACCUCUGACGUUCAGGCCCAAAGAGGAGCUCACGGUGCGCAACGGGAAGCGGAAAACUACCCUGCAGCCUCCUGGGAGCCCAGAGAACUCCUGCCCAUCCAGUCCCGCCCCCAGCCAAAACCCCAACACAGCCACAGAGACUUCAACAUAAUGCCUCUCAACAAACACCCUAGUUUAUGGACACAGUGGACACUGCACCUGAAAACAGUAAGGGCUGCCUAUUCAUAUGUGAUACUGAUGCUGAGAUGGCACUCACCUCAGUAUAUAUUAGACAUGUUUUCUUAUUUAAUCAGAUUGUCCAGAUGUAUAUUGUUUAGAUAUCCUCAUGCAAGAACCUUGGGCUGAAGUUGUUAGGUCCACUGCCUGCACUCCCUCGAUUUCUUGAGCAGGCAGGGAGAACAAGGGGCAGGACAUGUCGAGAGACGAGCCGUACAGCUGCGUUCAAUCAGCUGAUUCAGUCGGCCACUACUGUACCGGAUUGCCUGCGUUCACUGAUCACCUGUCUGUUCCGUGACUUUCCUGAACACUAUGUGGCCAAUGAGCUCUCAGUAUAACCUAUAAGGCCAUUGUCUGUAACAGCAGUGUGAUUUAAAUGUUUUCUGUUCCAUUUGUUAUUACAAGAGAGCUGCAGAAACCACUAGAAUUAUGAAGGUGUACACAUUUCUGGCUCUAUCUAUAUAAAAAUCUGGAUUUGAUCUUUUUUUGUUGAUUAGUUCCACUCUGAUAUAAGUUUAACAAUCAUAAGGUGUUAUUCAUAUAAAAUAUGUUUCACUGAACAUACAGUAAUUGUCUUUCAACCACAUUUGUACUAAGAGUUACAAAGUUUGCUAACUCAGCUGACCACUAGAGGGGGCAAGAUUCAACUGAAACUUUAUCAUUUCUCACUAGUGUUGUCUGGAAGACCCACCACAGAAGGGUGACAAAUUAAACCCACUAUAAAGUGUCUCACUGAGGUGUUGAGCCACCACAUGCCACUAGAGCAGCUUCAGUAAACCUCGGUACUGAUUCUACAAGUCUCUGGUGGAGCAUACUGUCUAACAUGUUGCUCAGUGUUCAACUGGGUUGAAAUCUGCUAACUGUGAAGGCCAUAGCAUAUGAUUCACAUCAUUUUCAUAUUCAUCAAGCCAUUCAGUGACCCCUCGUGUCCUGUGGAUGAGGGCACUGUCAUCUAGAAAAAGAUGUUUUUUUUCUUUACACAGAGAAUAGUGUCUUGUUAAUAAAAAAGGUUUGGGUAGCUUUUUGAAUAUAAAAUUUGCUAACUACUGUAGUAUUCAUUUUGUUUUUUUAUUAGCAUGCAUUCUGAAAAGAAGCACAACACACAUUUACUGUCUACUGAAUCACCUCUACAAUAUUUAUUCAUUUCAUAUCUUUUAUAAUCAUAAAUAAGUUGUAGAGCUACACACAGCAAAUAAUAUGCAUUUGCUUAUAUAAAUUAGGUUAUUUUACAUAUUUCGAUAUCCAAGAUGACUAUAUAGUACAUGUGGAAACGAAACAAAAUGUUUACAAUAAAACUAUUUAUAUCAGUGUAAUAUACACUAAUGAACAAACUUCCAGCCGUGUUACUGGAAUCCUUGGCAUUCUGAAAUUCACUCCAUUUAAGUUCCAGGUCACACGUUACCUAAGUCUUCUGUCAUUCUGGAGCUGAUGCUUUGUUUCCUGUGGGAGACAUCAACAUUACUAAUGUAUUACAUUACAAACAGUGGUACUUGCUUUUUACAUGACUGUUUCCAUUUUCUCCUACUUUAUACUUGUAUAUUACCAAGAGAUUUUGUAUGCUAAACAUAAAGUUGUAAAUGUGAUGCAUUGUAAUGGAUUAAACAAUCAAACAGUGUA
Molecule: messenger RNA, 4048 nt
Organism: Monopterus albus (swamp eel)
Lineage: Eukaryota; Metazoa; Chordata; Actinopteri; Synbranchiformes; Synbranchidae
Gene: wdcp
Product: WD repeat and coiled coil containing
Exons: 4
Coding region: 137-2560 (807 amino acids)
Molecular function (GO): kinase binding
Source: RefSeq, a predicted model, not a curated record